AUGGUAAGUGUGUGUGUGUGUGUGUUUCUUUUGGCAGCCCCCCAGCAAGCUAAGAGGCUGACCCCCCCUGCCAUCGCCCUGCGCUCAAAAUCAAUGACUUCAGAGCUGGAAGACAUGGUGGAGAAAGCGGCCUCUCCCUGGAAGAAGAAAGCAGAGUACGAGACCUCGCAGGUGCCAGAUAAGAAAAGGACAGUCUAUCAGAUGGCGCUGAAUAAACUAGAUGAGAUCCUGGCAGCUGCUCAGCAGACAAUCAGCACCUCUGAUGGCCAGGGCCAGCGGGGUCACGGGGGCAAGAAAGACCGGAGCAAGAGCAUCGUCCCUAACGAGCACGCCUUCAACCAGUCAGCAGCCGGCAUGAUGGCGCCCGGUCCAGGGUUCGGGUAUAACCACGCCCAGUUUCCGCCCGGCCAUGGAACUCCGCACGGCGUGAUGCUGCGCCAGAAAUCAAUCGGUGUGACAGAAGAGGAGAGGCAGUAUCUUCACACGCCUGCUGUGAAACUGGCCCGGAGCCUGUCAGUCCCGGGCCCCGAGGACAUCCCGCCCCCACCUAACACCUCCGCCCCGGAGCCGCCCCUGUCUGCCGGCCCCCACUCUGGCCGGAGAGGGGAGCCGGCCAUGGCCCUACCCCCGACCUCCCAAGCCCACUACCAGCACCACUCCCAGGCCUGGGACAGAGGGGCCCCUGGGGGUGUGAACCAGAAUGUCAUGGCCCCCACCCUGCGCAGGGGAGCCCCCGGUGCCCACGCCGAGGAGCCUGAGGUGCCGAGGAGGGGCGGGGGAAAAAUGGGGGGGUUGAGGAGGGGCUACAGCAGCGCCACGCCGCCCACGAGCGCCGCGCCCAAAACGCAGGCGCCGCCAGCGCCGCAUCACCCCCAGGCGGCGACCAGGGAGCGGGGAGGGGGCGGGCAGGGCGGAGGAGCCAGGCGAGGGGGGAAGGGCGCCCUGAUGAAGCAGUCCAAGGUGGAGGACGGGCAGAGGCACCACCGCGGGGGCCAGGGCGCCAAAGGCGGCGCAUCCAAGGAGAAGAGCUCAAUCCCCAUCCCCACCAUCAUCGUCAAGGCCCCCUCCACCAGCAGCAGCGGCCGCAGCAGCCAAGGCAGCAGCAUGGAGGCGGAGCCCCCGCCCGACCCCGACGACCCCGCCUCCCCCCCAGCCUCCCCGGACAUCCCAGCCCCUGGGCAGCCCCUGCCCCUGGUCCCCACGCAGCCCCAGCCCCCUCCAGCCUCCGCCCCCCUGCCGCCAUCCUCCAGCAGCCCGUCCCUCCCCAGCCAGCACGAGCUGGAGAGCCUGGACUUCAGCACGCAGCUGGGGGCUGCGUUCGUGGGCGCGGCCCGGAGGGACCGGGAGAGGCUGAGGGACAUGAGGCGGAGGAGCGCCUCGUUCUUCCUGUCCUCCGAGGACGAUGUCCAGGGAGAGGGGGCCGGAGAGGGGGGAGGCGGGGCGAGGACACCCGUCUCCCUGGCUCAGGGCUCCCAGAUGGAAGUGCCCGCCCCCCGCCUGCGCCCCUCCAAAUCCAUCGACGAGGGCAUGUUCUCCGCGGACAACUACAUCAACUACGCCAGCAGCAUGCCGCCGGCCUUCGGCCUGCCCGAGUACUCCUCCCCCAUCCUGGGUCAGGAUGGCCAGCCAAGGUCGGCACCCUCCAACUACGGCCAGCCGACCACCACCUUCAUCCACCCGCUGACGGGGAAGGUUCUUGACCCGUCGUCGCCCCUGGGCCUGGCGCUGGCGGCCCGCGAGAGGGCCCUCAAGGACGACCGGCGCACCCGCCGCGAGGAGCGCCAUUUCGGCCGGCAGAUGUCGAGCGUGGGCUCGUUCAGCACCCCCGUCCAGACCCCGGCCCCCUCGCUGUUCCCCACGCCGACGCAGUCCGCCUACAACUCCCCCGUCUCUCUCCAUCUCACCUCUCCCUCCGCCACCCCCCUGCCGCCCUCCCUGAGCCGCCCGCAGUCGCCACGGAUACUGCGCCUGGGAGGGGGUGGCGGUGGGGGGCCCGGGGGCGGGGCCGAGAGGAUGGAGAGGGACAAGGAGGGCGGGGCCAGGGAGGGUCUCCGGGUUCGCUUUUCGGAGGACCGAACCAAUCAGUACCAGUCCCAGUUUUACCAACAGAUUCCCAGGGAGAGAGAGGUGUACGAGAGCAGGGCACCCGCUCAGCCUGUCGGCCCUGCUCCUCAGCCCACCCCUCGCAGACCCUCCUUCCUGCAGAUGGAGAGCAGCCCCAAUGCCAACUACGUCCCCCAGUACACCCUCCCCGGAGCCCCGGCCCACGCACACGAGCCCAGAGGAGAGGCAGGGGGGGCGGGGGGGCUGGGGCUCAUGGUCCUCCCUCCCCCGGCCCCCUCCAUAGACCAGGAUGACGAGUUUGUCUUUGUGGACCCUUUGCCCCCUCCGAUACAGUUUGCCAACGGCGGUUCAGAGAGGGGCCAGAGGGACCUCCAGAGGUACCCACAGCAGCACCCACACCCGGCCCAACACUCCUCCUCAGUCCCACCCCCAGCUCCGCCCCUCCCCGCCCCGAAAGUGACCACGGCCGGGGGCCUCCCCUCCAACGCGCCGCUGCCCUCCCCCCAGGCCGGCGACUCGGCCGCCUCCAGCCUCACCUCCUACGACAGCGAGGUGGCCAACCUCACCCAGUCCGCCCUCUCGCCCUCCCUCCCCUCGCCCCAGAUAUUCCCCCCAUCCACCUCCUCCAGCACCAUCCAGCCUGCCCUCUCGCUCCACAGACCCCAGCCCAUGUCCCACGCCCACCCUUACUUCAACCCCGGUAACCCGGUCAUGCCGCUGGCCCAGGACCGGGGCGCCGCCACCCUCACCACCACCAUGACCUACGCCACCACCACAAUGACCGCCACGGUCGCCGCGACGACCACCACCGCCGGCGCCGCCGCUUUGGACUACGGCGUACCCUCGGCAACCGCCAAGGCGGGCAUGGGCGCGGGCGGCAUGGCCGGAGACUAUCACCACCAACCUCACCCUCACCAUCACCCUCACCCUCACCACCACCACCACCACCCCUCCAUGGUGAAGACUGGAGACUGGCAGGACGCCGUGGUGGAUUCUGGGAUCGAGGAGCUGGACAGCCACUGCAGCAGCGACCACCCCCUGGACAUCCUGGGGGUGGGCGGAGCGAGAGGAGAGAGAGGGGGUGGAGGAGGAGAAGGAGAGGGAGAGAGAGGCGUGGAGCACACGGAUCCCUACGUGAGCUACACGGGCGGCCAGACGUUCGAGGUGCACCACAACCCCAAGUCCGCCGGCCCCGCGUACCCAAAGACUCCCCCGAGCAAGGAGAGCGCGGGGGGCGGGCGGGAAGGGGCCACGGCAGCGGUCCUCCGCCGGCAGAGCAGCACCAACCCCCCCUCCCUCCACCACCACCCGCACCGGCCGCCCCCCCAGGAAGGCGAGCCCCGGACGGAGGCGGGCGGAGCGGCAGAGGAGAAGAGACGCAAGCCGAGCCGCUCCAAGAUGGAGGAGGGCUUCGGCUCCACCCUGGCUGCCUGCCUGGAGAGACCGCAGGGAGCGGCCUGGGGGGAGGCGGCGGAGGCGGAGAGGGGCGGGGGGGUCGCCAGGGCCGGGGCCGGGGUGUCGCUGGAAGGGCGCAGGGGCCCCUCGCCCCUGGCCGGCGUGAAGGCCAGCAUCAUCAAUGAACUGAGCUCCAAGCUGCAGCAGAUGGGCAACAAAAGUCUGGAGGAGUGGAGCAACAGUCCCAGGUUGCCCAGCACGCAGAGAUUUUCGGCGGAUUUCUCCGACGUGUUCCAGAGCCCCCCCACGACCCGCUCCACCUCGCCCCUGCCCACCUCCUCCCCCCAGCACCGCCAGCAGAUCUUCGCCCCCAACCUCACCGCCACCCCCUCCGUCUCCCCGUCCUCCCAGCCCCCGCUCCAGCCCAACUGGACGCGCUCGCCCUCCCCCCAGAUGCCCACCUCCCCCAUCCACUCCCACCCCCCGACCUCGCCCACCUACUCCCCGUACCCGACGUCGCCCAAGCACCGCUCCAAGUAUCGCACCAAGACGUUCGACUUCAACCCCAGCCCGGAGAUGCGCUCGUCCGUCACGCGGCGCCGCGCCCCCAGCCCCCUCAUCUACUCCAGCGAACACGCCUCCCCGGCCCCCCAGCGGCCCUCCUCCCUCCCCAUCCUCCCCAGCACCCCCGUCUACAGCAACCCCUUUGACUUCCCGGGCCCCCUCACUCCCCCCUCCCCGGGACACCCACUAGGAGACACCUACAACCCCUCCGCCCCUCCCCUGUUCAACCUGGCCGCGACGGCCCCGCUCAACCCCCUGCUGGGCGCCCGUUCCCUCUCGCCCACACAGUUCCUGUCCGGAGCCACCUCCCCCUCCAUGCACCUGCCCCCCACCCCGCCCUGCCUCAGCUACCCCCACCUCACCCCACCGCCGCCGGCCAAGCCCUUCGCCGUCAAGCCCCUGUCCUACUGGACCAAGUACGAUGUGGCCGACUGGCUGGCCUACCUGAACCUGGGCGAGCACAGGGAGCGUUUCCUGGACAACGAGAUUGACGGCUCCCACCUGCCGUCCCUCACCAAGGAUGACUUCCUGGACCUGGGGGUGACGCGCGUGGGCCACCGCAUGAACAUCGAGAGAGCACUGAAGAAGCUGACGGACAGGUGAGGGAGGAGCGGAGCGGAGCGGAGCGGGGGGGGGACAGACUCCUCCCCCAAGGCAGCAGGUUCGGCUGGAUGGGGGGCGGGGCCGAGGAAGAGUGGAAGUGUGAGAAGGAAAGGACGGAUGGAGAAGGAAAGACGGGUGUAGCUUUCCUUCGUUGCGCGCCAGCUGGGUCCAUCCCCCUUCCCUUGGUAGAGUUUAGUCGCUAGAUGUGGUCUGAUAAGUUACUCUUUCUCUUUAUUUGCCAUCUCGAUCUUUAGCGUUCCAUCUUUCACCUCAUCCUUCUCUCUUUCUUGCUCGCUCACGCUCUCUCUGUCUCCCUCUCUCUCUCUCUCC
Hypomesus transpacificus is the source of this 4956-nucleotide messenger RNA. RefSeq names its product SH3 and multiple ankyrin repeat domains protein 1-like. Gene Ontology annotation, molecular function: ionotropic glutamate receptor binding; synaptic receptor adaptor activity. Bases 1 to 4626 code for a protein of 1541 amino acids. Gene Ontology annotation, cellular component: postsynaptic density; dendritic spine; postsynaptic membrane. NCBI's taxonomy places the organism in Eukaryota, Metazoa, Chordata, Actinopteri, Osmeriformes, Osmeridae. The transcript has 9 exons. The record is from RefSeq and is a predicted model, not a curated record.